AUGGCGGCGGAGGAGGAGGAGGCGGCGUUGCCGCCCCAGAAGCGCUUCUACCGACAGCGCGCGCACUCGAACCCGCUGGCCGACCACACCCUGCGCUACCCCCCCCGCCCUCAGGACAUGGACUGGGCCUCGCUGUUCCCGACUUUUUUUCCGCCCGACGCCCCCCCCGGGACCCCCCCGGCCCGCGUGGAGUUCGCAGACGUGGGGUGCGGCUACGGGGGGCUGCUGGUGGCGCUGGCCGAGCGCUUCCCGCAGACGCUGGCGCUGGGGCUGGAGCUGCGGGGGAAGGUGGCCGCGUUCACCCGCGCUCGGAUCCGGGCGCUGCGGGCGGCACAGCCCGGCCGCUUCGGCAACGUGGCCUGCGUGAGAGGCAACGCCAUGAAACACCUGCCGCACUUCUUCCGCCGGGCCCAACUCUCCAAGCUGUUUUUCCUGUUCCCUGACCCUCAUUUCAAGCGCACGAAGCACAAGUGGAGAAUCAUCAGCCCCGCCAUGCUGGCAGAGUACGGCUACGUGCUGCGCCCCGGGGGCCUGGUGUACACGGUGACAGAUGUGCCUGAGCUGCACGAGUGGAUGCUGCAGCAUUUUGGGGAGCACCCCCUGUUUGAGCCCGUGCCCCCUGCCCAGCUGGCCGCGGACCCGCUGGUGCCGCUGCUGCCGUCGGUGACAGAGGAGGGACAGAAGGCGCAGCGCGCGGGGCGUCCCCCGUGCACCGCCGUGUUCCGCCGCCGCCCCGACCCCUCCUCGGGGACACCGUGA
Molecule: messenger RNA, 759 nt
Organism: Sturnus vulgaris (Common starling)
Lineage: Eukaryota; Metazoa; Chordata; Aves; Passeriformes; Sturnidae
Gene: METTL1
Product: methyltransferase 1, tRNA methylguanosine
Biological process (GO): RNA (guanine-N7)-methylation; tRNA methylation
Cellular component (GO): tRNA methyltransferase complex
Molecular function (GO): tRNA (guanine(46)-N7)-methyltransferase activity
Source: RefSeq, a predicted model, not a curated record